AUGAGCUUGUCACAUGGCCACAAUCGAAGACGGAGCUCGUCCCUAGAACGGCGUGACCCUUACUCGUCGCCCUCGGUCUACUUUGACGAAGACUCGGUUAGACAUCAAUUACUGGGCAACCGAAACAGGACUGUCUCAUCGGUGAGCAUGAGCAUGGCCGCAAAACCAUCAACAUACAUAAAACCUGCUCGCGAAACCAAUUUCCUGUUUGCUAAGGGCAACUAUCCUGCACGUCGGACAAGUCACGAUGAGCAAACUCAGCAGCAUCAAGAGCUUUUGGUGGACGUAGAGCGGACCUUGAAAGAUCUCUUGGAAAGAGAGGAUCACGACAACAACCAGCAGAUCACCAUCGAGGACAAUGGCCCCAAACACAUCACGUUGGGCACGUUGGCCUCGGCCGGAUACCGAUCGACUGACAUUCGGGGCAAUUAUAUGAUCAGCAAUCUCCUCCAAGAGUUGACUCUGGCACAAGAUUUGGGCAAAAAGGUGGUCAAAAUACACCGCUCUCGCCUAAGUGAAAACCCGGUGGACCGUCUUUCCCGUCGCAUUAGAGAUGAAUUUUGGCACAACCUGACCCGAACCCUCGACUCCGACACCAUUGAGAAAGCUGGCCGGGACCCGAAGGAUUGGACACCAGAUCCGAGACCGCGGAUCUACGUUCCUCGUGGCUGCCCAGAGCAGUUUGAAUACUAUACUCACGUAGCGAAAGACCGUCCUGAGUUGAGGCUGGAUGUCCGGUGGCUUCCUGAAGGGCCCAUCACUGCUCAGUAUGUUCGAAGUUUGAACGAUUCACCCGGCAUUCUGGCGCUUGCGAUGAAGAAGACCAUGGUCAACGGGAAGGAAACGCUCAAAGGUGAACCAUUCAUUGUCCCGGGCGGUCGUUUCAAUGAGUUGUACGGUUGGGACAGCUACAUGGAGUCUAUCGGUCUCAUUGAGAAUGGCAAAGUGGACAUUGCUAAGUCCAUGGUCAUCAACUUUGCCUUUUGCAUACAACAUUACGGAAAGAUUCUGAAUGCCAAUCGAUCAUACUAUCUAACUCGAUCUCAGCCACCCUUUCUGACAGAUAUGGCUCUCAAGGUAUACGACAAGAUCAAGUCAGAGCACGGUGCUGAAGAGUUCUUGAAACUGGCCAUACGAGCAGCGAUCAAGGAAUACUACAGCGUCUGGAUGUCGGAACCCCGUCUUGAUCCUGUGACGGGGCUAUCACGCUAUCGCCCUGACGGGCUCGGUGUUCCUCCAGAAACCGAGGCAUCCCACUUUGUGCAUAUCCUUACACCGUAUGCCAAAAAGUAUGGCAUGACAUUCGAGGAGUUUGUCAAGGCGUACAACGAGGAACAAGUCUAUGAACCCGACCUCGAUGAGUACUUCCUACAUGAUCGUGCCGUCCGAGAAUCCGGCCAUGAUACAUCCUAUCGUCUCGAAGGUUGUGCUGCCAACUUGGCAACGGUUGACCUGAACUCAUUGCUGUACAAGUAUGAGUGUGACAUCGCCUGGUGCAUUCGAAAGCAUUUUAAGAACAAGCUGAGCAUGCCCCCGGAGUUCCGAUCCGAGGCCAACCAGAACGAGACGGUCGAGACUUCGGCCACCUGGGAGCGUCGGGCCAAACUGCGCAGGGCUCGAAUGGACAAAUACCUCUGGAACGAAGCAAAGGGAAUGUACUUUGACUAUGAUACCGUUCAGAAAAAGCGCACCGAUUACGAAAGCGCGACCACGUUCUGGGCAAUGUGGGCCGUAUGUGCAUCACCACGCCAAGCCGCUGCCCUGGUCCUCAAUGCUCUUCCCAAGUUUGAUUGCUUUGGAGGGUUGGUGUCUGGCACCGAAGCUUCUCGCGGCGAAGUCGGACUUGAUCGCCCCAAUCGACAAUGGGACUAUCCGUACGGCUGGGCUCCUCAGCAAAUGCUGGCCUGGGGAGGCCUGAUCAAAUACGGCUACAUUGAGGAAGCACAGCGACUGGCGUACAAGUGGUUGUACAUGGUGACCAAGGCAUUCGUUGACUUCAACGGGGUUGUUGUAGAAAAGUACAACGUGACUCGUGAGCUCGAUCCGCACAAGGUGGAGGCAGAAUAUGGCAACCAAGGCGCCGACUUCAAGGGUGUCCCAAGGGAAGGCUUCGGUUGGGUCAAUGCCAGCUAUGUGUACGGACUGUCAUUCAUCCCGAUGCAUAUGAAACGAGCCCUGGGCACUCUCACGCCGUGGGAGACAUUUGCCAAAGCCACACAGAUCGAUCUAGGCGAGUUGAACGAUAUGAUCCAGGAAGGCUCCGAUGAGUCGAGACCUGAUUCCGCCGAUGAGGCUGACCAUGCCGUGCAGUCCGGAUCCGACAACUGA
Exophiala spinifera is the source of this 2328-nucleotide messenger RNA. RefSeq lists its product as uncharacterized. Gene Ontology annotation, molecular function: calcium ion binding; alpha,alpha-trehalase activity. Gene Ontology annotation, cellular component: cytoplasm. The record is from RefSeq and is a predicted model, not a curated record. NCBI's taxonomy places the organism in Eukaryota, Fungi, Ascomycota, Eurotiomycetes, Chaetothyriales, Herpotrichiellaceae. Gene Ontology annotation, biological process: trehalose catabolic process. Bases 1 to 2328 code for a protein of 775 amino acids. The transcript is spliced from 5 exons.